Molecule: messenger RNA, 5680 nt
Organism: Castor canadensis (American beaver)
Lineage: Eukaryota; Metazoa; Chordata; Mammalia; Rodentia; Castoridae
Gene: Pcdh18
Product: protocadherin 18
Biological process (GO): homophilic cell-cell adhesion
Cellular component (GO): plasma membrane
Molecular function (GO): calcium ion binding
Source: RefSeq, a predicted model, not a curated record
CAAAUGCAAGCAUCGGACUCCACCCCGGUAUCUGCGAAUCGAGACACGGUGUGUAUGUCACAGAACUUUGCGAGCUUUUAAUUGCUGUGCUGUGUGAUUAAGAGACGCUUUCAAGUGUCCAGGGUGCCAAAUGUCGCCCAGCUUUAAGUUGGCGGAGGAAGUUGGGGGAAUCGCUUUGCUGGUUUGACUUGCGCUGGGAGGGGAAAUCUCUAAAAGGGACCAAUGCAUCCAAUCUCUAAAAUGCGCUUUAGAUUUGUUUUUGCACUCCUGAUGGUAUCUUUGGAUCACAGUGCGCUGAGCAAGAAUUUGAAAUACAGGAUUUAUGAGGAACAGAGAGUUGGAUCGGUCAUUGCGAGACUGUCCGAGGAUGUGGCUGAUGUUUUAUUGAAGCUGCCCAAUCCUUCUGCUGUUCGUUUUCGAGCCAUGCAAAGGGGGAACUCUCCACUGCUUAUAGUCAAUGAGAAUACCGGGGAAAUUAGCGUAGGGACGACCAUCGACCGGGAGCAGCUGUGCCAGAAAAACUUGAACUGUUCCAUCGAGUUCGAUGUGAUCACCCUGCCCACAGAGCAUCUGCAGCUCUUCCACAUCGAAGUCGAGGUGCUGGAUAUUAAUGACAAUUCCCCGCAGUUUUCGAGGGCUGUCAUCCCUAUCGAGAUAUCCGAGAGUGCGGCUGUAGGAACUCGCAUCCCUCUGGACAGCGCAUCUGAUCCUGAUGUCGGGGAAAAUUCCCUGCACACAUACUCCCUGUCUGCCAAUGAUUAUUUUAAUAUCGAGGUCCGGACCAGGACUGAUGGAGCCAAGUAUGCGGACCUUAUAGUGGUCAGAGAGUUGGAUCGGGAGCUCAAGUCCAGCUAUGAGCUUCAGCUCACCGCCUCGGACAUGGGAGUGCCCCAGAGGUCCGGCUCGUCCAUCCUGAAAAUAAGCAUUUCAGACUCCAAUGACAACAGCCCCGCUUUUGACCAGCAGUCUUAUGUAAUCCAACUCUUAGAAAACUCUCCUGUGGGCACUUUGCUCCUGGAUCUGAAUGCUACCGAUCCAGAUGAGGGCGCUAACGGGAAAAUUGUAUAUUCCUUCAGCAGUCACGUGUCUCCCAAAAUUAUAGAGACUUUCAAAAUUGAUUCAGAGAGCGGGCAUUUGACUCUUUUCAGGCAAGUGGAUUAUGAAAUUACCAAGUCUUAUGAGAUUGAUGUGCAAGGCCAAGACUUGGGUCCGAAUUCAAUUCCUGCUCACUGCAAAAUUAUAAUUAAGGUCGUAGAUGUCAAUGACAAUAAACCUGAGAUUAACAUCAACCUCAUGUCUCCUGGAAAAGAAGAGGUAUCUUAUAUUUUUGAAGGGGAUCCUAUUGAGACGUUUGUUGCUUUGGUUAGGGUUCAAGACAAGGAUUCUGGGCUGAAUGGAGAAAUAGUUUGUAAGCUUCAUGGACAUGGUCACUUUAAACUUCAGAAAACGUAUGAAAACAAUUAUUUAAUCUUGACCAAUACCACGCUGGACAGAGAAAAGAGAUCUGAAUAUAGUUUGACUAUAAUCGCUGAGGACAAGGGGACACCAAGUCUCUCUUCAGUAAAACAUUUUACUGUUCAAAUCAAUGAUAUAAAUGACAAUCCACCCCACUUCCAGAGAAGCCGGUAUGAAUUUGUAAUCUCAGAGAACAACUCACCAGGCGCAUAUAUCACCACUGUUACAGCUACAGAUCCUGAUCUUGGGGAAAACGGGCAGGUGACAUACACCAUUUUGGAGAGUUUUGUCUUGGGAAGUUCCAUCACCACCUAUGUAACCAUUGAUCCAUCUAAUGGAGCCAUCUAUGCUCUCAGAAUCUUUGAUCAUGAAGAAGUGAGUCAGAUCACUUUUGUGGUGGAAGCAAGAGAUGGUGGGAGUCCAAAGCAACUUGUGAGCAAUACCACAGUUGUGCUCACCAUCAUCGAUGAAAAUGACAACGUCCCUGUGGUUAUAGGGCCUGCACUGCACAAUAACACUGCAGAAAUCUCCAUCCCCAAAGGGGCCGAGAGUGGCUUUCAUGUCACAAGAAUAAGGGCGAUUGACAGAGACUCUGGGGUAAAUGCUGAACUCAGCUGCUUCAUAGUAGCCGGUAAUGAAGAAAACUUCUUUGUAAUUGAUCCACAAUCAUGUGACAUCCAUACCAAUGUGAGUAUGGAAUUCGUUCCCUACACAGAGUGGGAGCUCUCAGUUAUCAUCCAGGACAAAGGCACCCCUCAGCUGCAUACCAAAGUCCUUCUGAAGUGUGUGAUCUUUGAGUAUUCAGAAUCAGUGACAAGUACAGCAAUGACCUCAGUAAGCCAGGCUUCCUUGGAUGUCUCCAUGAUCAUAAUUAUUUCCUUGGGUGCAAUUUGUGCAGUGCUAUUGGUUAUUAUGGUGCUAUUUGCAACUAGGUGUAACCGAGAAAAGAAAGACACUCGAUCCUACAACUGCAGGGUAGCAGAAUCAACUUACCAGCACCACCCAAAAAGACCAUCGAGGCAGAUUCACAAAGGGGACAUCACAUUGGUGCCUACUAUAAAUGGCACUCUGCCCAUUAGAUCUCAUCACAGAUCAUCUCCAUCUUCAUCUCCUACCUUAGAAAGAGGGCAAAUGGGCAGCCGCCAGAGUCACAACAGUCACCAGUCACUCAACAGUUUGGUGACAAUUUCAUCGAACCACGUGCCGGAGAAUUUUUCAUUAGAACUCACCCAUGCCACCCCUGCUGUUGAGCAGGUCUCUCAGCUUCUUUCAAUGCUUCACCAGGGGCAAUAUCAGCCAAGGCCAAGUUUUCGAGGAAACAAAUAUUCCAGGAGCUAUAGAUAUGCCCUUCAAGACAUGGACAAAUUUAGCUUGAAAGACAGUGGCCGUGGUGACAGUGAAGCAGGGGACAGUGACUAUGAUUUGGGACGAGAUUCUCCAAUAGACAGACUGCUGGGCGAAGGAUUCAGUGACCUGUUUCUUACAGAUGGAAGAAUUCCAGCAGCUAUGAGACUGUGUACAGAGGAGUGCAGAGUCCUGGGACACUCGGACCAAUGCUGGAUGCCACCACUGCCCUCACCAUCCUCAGAUUACAGGAGCAACAUGUUCAUCCCAGGGGAAGAGUUUCCAGCACAACCCCAGCAGCAGCACCUGCACCAGAUUCUUGAGGAUGACAGCCAGCCCACCGAAGCCGGUGAGAAGAAGAAGAGUUUUUCCACGUUUGGGAAGGACUCCCCAAAUGAUGAGGACACUGGGGACCCCAGCACAUCCUCCCUGCUCUCAGAAAUGAGCAGUGUGCUCCAGCGCCUCCUUCCCCCCUCUCUGGACACCUAUACCGAAUGCAGUGAGAUGGAUAGGUCCAACUCCUUAGAACGCCGGAAGGGGCCUGUGCCAGCCAAAACUGUGGGCUACCCACAAGGGGUGGCAGCCUGGGCAGCCAGCACACACUUUCAAAAUCCCACCAACAACUCUGGGCCCCCACUAGGAACUCACUCCAGUGUGCAACCCUCUUCAAAAUGGCUGCCAGCCAUGGAAGAGAUCCCUGAAAACUACGAAGAAGAUGAUUUUGACAAUGUGCUCAACCACCUGAAUGAUGGGAAACAUGAACUCAUGGAUGCCAGUGAGCUAGUAGCUGAGAUCAACAAACUCCUUCAAGAUGUCCGCCAGAGCUAGGAGAUUUUAGCAAAGCAUUUUGGUUCCAUAUAUAUGGAAUUAGGGGACAGAAAAACCCUGACAGAACUGGCACUGCCAAAUAGUUGCAUUUAUCAUAAAUGUGUCUGUGUAUAUUGAAUAUUAAAUACUGUAUUUUCGUAUGUACACAAUGCAAGUGUGAUUAUUUUAAUCUGUAUUUUAAAAAUACAUUUGUACCUUAUAUUUAUGUGUAAUUUAACAAACAAAUUUUAUUUUUUUACUCCCAUGACAGACAUGUCUUUCCUAAUCAUGUAGAAACUAGUCACUGUUUAAAUCUGAUAUAUGAUUCAAUCACAAAGUGUAAAGGUAUUGCUUAGAUUACUUUAGUUGGGCAGAAUUAUCAUGCUUUGUGAAUACCCUCACUAAUGCAUUAUACAAUUAUUUCCAUUUAACGAUCCAACUUCUUUUCCAAUACUUAAAAAAAUUAGCAUCAUUAAAAUGUAAAACUGUUUUCUUUUUAUUAUUUUCAUUGCUCUCUGCUAGCUGUGAUUGUUUGACCUACAGCAAAAUUGAAGAAUGAAAUGAAGUGUUAUUUUAGGACUGGGAAGCAUCUUGAGGAAUAUUUAUGAGAUGACUAUGUCAAAUGAAUUUUUCACAGUCGAUGAUGUAAACAGGACUAAAGUCAAUGUCUCUUGACUCCCACGCCCUUACAGUUGUGGGGCAUUUCACUGGCCUGGUGCUGGAAAUACUUUCCUGCACUGCGUCUACUCAUAAUGAAAGUAAACAAUGAGUUUCAUUCCAUCCUUGUAAUAUGGGAUGGGAUCCAAGGAAACAGAAUCUAUCUUUAAGUGGAUAACAGUAUAUAUCCUAAAAGUAUGAAGUAUUAGUGGACAAGACAGUUAUGUCAGUGUCCCUCCUAGGGUAGCAAACGUAACUGAUUUAUUUCAAAAUCAUUCUGUUUUACUCUUCCCCUUUCCUCCUCUUGCAAUACUUGAAAAUUUUCAUCUUUUGCUUUUUUUUUUUUUGCUAUAACUAUUCACUUUGAGCUCCAUCUCCACUGCAUGGUCUUAUAGUUUUGCUUGUAUUUUUAUUAUAUGAACAUUUAUAAAGUCAUGUUUUUGUUACUGCAAGUUUUUAUUUGUUGUGUGACAAAUGGGAAUUUAUUUAUUGUGCUGUUAUCUCUGUGUGGAAUGCCUUGGUACGAGAAAUUCUUCUUAUGACUAUUAUUGUUUAUGACCAAGCUUCUAUUAGUGCUAUUUCUAUUAAAACACUAUCCUGAUUGUACUCCCCCCAAAAUUUUACUGUCAGUGAAAAUAAAAGAAAAAUUAAAGAAAUGCCAGUGAUCUCUCUGUAAAUCAGCGUCCUGUUCCUAUAUACGUGUUCCAAAGCUUUGUGUGCCCCACACCCUCCCUGACAGGGUGACUCAGUGCUGGGUUUCAAAUGAUAGGGAGGAACAGCCAUUGGCUUGUCAAACAAGGAAAUCACAGUGGAAAGAGAAUGAAUUUGAGAUCUGUCAUAAGAAUCGAAGUAGCUGAUCAUAUUACAACUGGAUUAAAUAUUCUCAAUGCAUUUGCUUAAAGAAUAAGAAAAUAAUGAUGGCUGAAAUAUAUUUCAAAUUACAAAAAAAUUCUUUCUCAGAACAUUAAAUUGUGCAGGAAGAAAAGGCAUCCUUCCAUUCUUUCAAACAGCUUAAAACAUCCUCCUUCCUCCUUCAUGUACCUGCAGGGAAUUGAAAUACUAGGAAAAUGAAGUGACCUAAAGGUGGCUUAAACUGAUAUUUGAGUUCUCAAAUGAGUACUACAUUAAACAGAAUGUAUUAUUUCUUCUAAAAGGUACAUUUUGCCUUCAUGGGAAGGAUUGCAAUUGCAAGUGAAAUUUUAGUUUAUUUUUCAGUAGAUUACAUACACAAAAUUAAGCACAUUUAAAUACAUUUGCCUUUCAAUGUCACUUCAUUUCAGUACCUAUGAUCAUUAGGAAAAGACUUUCAUAACCUCACUGUUCUUAAUUUAAAGCAUUGGCAGUAAUUGAGGAAGCAGAGUUGGAAAUAGAUAGUUUGAAUAAUGUGAAGUCAAUAUAAUGCAGUAUUAAUUUCAAC